This is a messenger RNA of Ipomoea nil (Japanese morning glory), 1986 nucleotides long. Its product is annotated as nascent polypeptide-associated complex subunit alpha, muscle-specific form-like. The coding region runs from base 1 to 1986 and encodes 661 amino acids. NCBI's taxonomy places the organism in Eukaryota, Viridiplantae, Streptophyta, Magnoliopsida, Solanales, Convolvulaceae. The transcript is spliced from 3 exons. The record is from RefSeq and is a predicted model, not a curated record.
AUGAAGCUUAAAAUCGUUACACUUGGUAUUGUGACUGUCAUGUAUCUGCUUUUUCUGCUGACCACCUACCCCUAUGAUGGAGACAGUAGAGAUGUUUAUGGAACUGGUGAACAAGAAUGGAUGAUGAAGAAUCAUCUGAUGUUGCCGUCUCCCAAUGGUGCUGAUCUGAACGAAAAGAAUUUUGUAACUACAAAGAAAGGAGGACAUGGCGGUCUAAUUCUGAUUCCAGGAUCCAACCCCGAGCACAAUGCAGUUGGUCCCGCUGCUGAGAAGAACUUUGCAGGAUCGGAGUUGAAAAAGAAACGUGUUUUACUACUUUCCCUUCAAAAGCGGGGGCCUGUUACUUCUCCCAGACCAAACCGAGGGCACAAUUCAGUUAACCCUCCACCACCCAAUCCAAGCCAUAACCAUCCUGUCCGCACAUUCAGUGAAAAGAACUUUGGAAGUUCCGAAUUGAGAAGCCAUCAUGUUUUACUACCUUCCCUUCAAAAGGGGGGACCUGUUACUUCCCCAGGACCCAAUCUAGGACACAACUCAGCACCCAAUCCAAGUCAUAGUCCAAUCAGCACAUUCAGUGAAAAGAACUUUGCAAGUUCUGAGUUGAGAAACCAACAUGUUUUACUACCUUCCCUUCAAAAGGGAGGACCUGUUACUUCUCCAAGAUCCAAUCCAAGACACAAUUCAGCACCCAAUCCAAGUCAUAACCCAGGGGGACCUGUUACUCCUCCAGGACCCAAUCCAGGAAACAAUUUAGCACCCAGCCCAAGUCAUAACCCAGUAAGCACAUUCAGUGAAAAGAACUUUGCAAGUUCUGAGUUGAGAAACCAACAUGUUUUACUACCUUCCCUUCAAAAGGGGGGACCUGUUACUCCUCCAGGACCCAAUCUAGGAAACAAUUCACCCGGUCCAAGUCAUACCCCAAUCAGCACAUUUAGUGAAAAGAACUUUGCAAGUUUCGGGUUGAGAAGCCAGCAUGUUUUACUACAUUCCCUUCAAAAGGGAGGACCUGUUACUCCUCCACGACCCAAUCCAGGAAACAAUUCACCCGGUCCAAGUCAUACCCCAGUCAGCACAUUCAGUGAAAAGAAUUUUGCAAGUUCUGAGUUGAGAAACCAACAUGUUUUACUACCUUCCCUUCAAAAGGGGGGACCUGUUACUCCUCUAGGACCCGAUCCAGGAAACAAUUCACCCGGUCCAAGUCAUACCCCAGUCAGUACAUUCAGUGAAAAGAACUUUGCAAGUUUCGGGUUGAGAAGCCAGCAUGUUUUACUACCUUCCCUUCAAAAGGGAGGACCUGUUACUCCUCCACGACCCAAUCCAGGAAACAAUUCACCCGGUCCAAGUCAUACCCCAGUUAGCACAUUUAGUGAAAAGAACUUUGCAAGUUCUGAGUUGAGAAACCAACAUGUUUUACUACCUUCCCUUCAAAAGGGGGGACCUGUUACUCUUCCAGGACCCGAUCCAGGAAACAAUUCACCCGGUCCAAGUCAUACCCCAGUCAUCACAUUUAGUGAAAAGAACUUUGCAAGUUUCGGGUUGAGAAGCCAGCAUGUUUUACUACCUUCCCUUCAAAAGGGAGGACCUGUUACUUCUCCAGGACCCAAUCCAGGAAACAAUUCACCCCGUCCAAGUCAUACCCCAGUCAGCACAUCCAGUAAAAAGAACUUUGCAAGUUCAGGGUUAAGAAGCCAGCAUGUUUUACUACCUUCCCUUCAAAAGGGUCCUGCUACUUCUCCAGGACCUAACCCUGGACACCCUACAAUUAGUCCAAUUGAUCAGAAGAACUUUGCAGGUUUGAAAAUGAGAAAGAACCAGAUUUCACUUCCAUCUAUGAAAGUGCGGCCAAUUACUCCUCCAAGAACAACUCUUGGUCAAAACUCAGGGUGCAACAUGCGUACUAAAAAGAACUUUGCAGAUAGGAAAAUGGCUUCUGCACAUCCUCCUCCAUUUCCUCUGGUGGUUAGUUGCAUCUCUAAAGGCUACUAA